Molecule: messenger RNA, 2126 nt
Organism: Aptenodytes forsteri (emperor penguin)
Lineage: Eukaryota; Metazoa; Chordata; Aves; Sphenisciformes; Spheniscidae
Gene: TRNAU1AP
Product: tRNA selenocysteine 1 associated protein 1
Exons: 8
Coding region: 7-831 (274 amino acids)
Biological process (GO): selenocysteine incorporation
Cellular component (GO): nucleus
Molecular function (GO): tRNA binding
Source: RefSeq, a predicted model, not a curated record
CCAUAUAUGGAUGAAAGCUUUGUUUCAAGAGCCUUUGCCACCAUGGGAGAGCUCGUACUGAGCGUAAAAAUCAUUCGAAACAGGUUGACAGGAAUUCCAGCAGGCUAUUGCUUUGUAGAAUUUGCAGAUCUAGCUACUGCAGAGAAAUGUUUACACAAAAUCAAUGGAAAACCGCUUCCUGGUGCUACACCGGCAAAGCGAUUUAAAUUGAAUUAUGCAACGUAUGGAAAACAGCCCGAUAACAGUCCAGAAUAUUCACUUUUUGUGGGAGACCUGACUCCUGAUGUGGAUGAUGGCAUGUUAUAUGAAUUUUUUGUUAAAGUUUAUCCAUCGUGUAGAGGUGGAAAAGUUGUUUUGGACCAGGCAGGAGUAUCCAAAGGUUACGGGUUCGUGAAAUUCACGGAUGAACUGGAACAGAAAAGAGCGCUGACAGAGUGUCAAGGAGCUGUGGGGUUGGGCUCUAAACCUGUACGCUUGAGUGUGGCUAUACCAAAAGCUAAUCGUGUGAAACCAAUGGAGUACAAUCAGAUGUACAACUAUAAUUAUAACCAAUAUUACCAACAAUAUCACAACUACUAUGCCCAGUGGGGCUACGACCAGAACACGGGCAGUUACAGCUACAGCUAUCCCCAGUAUGGAUACACGCAGAGCACGAUGCAGACAUAUGAAGAAGUUGGUGAGGAUGCAUUGGAAGAUCCGACGCCUCAGUUGGACGUCCAUGAAGCAAAUAAACAGUUUAUGGAACAGAGCGAAGAGCUCUACGAUGCCUUGAUGGACUGUCAUUGGCAGCCUUUGGACACUGUCUCGUCAGAGAUUCCAGCCGUGUUAUAGCCUCGUUGCUGAGGCACUGUGUCUGUGUGACAAGCCCGCCAGUGCGCUCCGGACUGUUAUGCUGCACCUGGAUCCUGCAGUAGUGAGGGGUGGCCCUUUCUCCACCCAGGUCUGUUACUCGAAGUGCAGGAGGACUGUGGCCUUUCCUGUACAGAAUGAGUGUCGUAGGAGCAUCAUGGUAACUUUUAUUCAUGGUGAAAGUUAGAACUGCAACAGUUUUAUUCCUUUUGUCUUGAAAUGAACUCUUAAUACUUCUUGGGAAUUGUAAUUUAUAAACUUUCAACGAGAUGGCACAGGGGAAAGACUCUACUCCAACGUACAAUAAAAAAGUUGGUCUUUUAAGUAAAAUUACCCUUUGCAUUUUGGUUCCUGCCCAUCUUUCUGUUUUGCUGCCCAUUUAACUGUCUUCAGUCAUUUGAUCCAACUCUCAUGAACGCGCUAUUUUAAAAAAUCAUUGUUGGAUACCACUAAAAUGUCUCAAAAGCUUUCUAGUGACUGGGUAAGGUUGCUGUAACUUGAGCACGGGAAAGAACCAUGUAGAUGAAAGCUUAUGUUCUGCUUAACCGAAGCUGUGAUCUUGAGCUAGCAAGUUUAUAGCUUGGUGUUCUUAAGCAAUCUGCCUGAAGAGCAUUUUGGAGAGUAAAGACAGAAAGGAGCGUUAUAAAACUACUACAGACCGAUGCCUUCUACCUGGUGAUCUCUCGCACGUUUGGCUGGCUUCUCCACCUGUGUAUGAGGAAAUAAUUCCCCAUCAGUCAAGCAGUUUAAAACACUUUUACCAGCAACCUUGUUUAAAUGUUAUUUUGUGUAUCAUGCCUUUUUUCAUUGUGGACACGCCUUGAUGGUCUCAUUAAGAUGUUAAGAUUUCAUAGCGUCUUCCACUGUCCUGUCAGAGUGAAUAUGGUGAAACUGAAGAUCUUGCAGCAAAAACGGGUCAGAGCAAUCUAAUUGAUAUAUUGUGCAACAAAUUGUUGCUAACCUGGAAAGCAGUUUUCUACUGGAUGUUGUAUAAGCUGGAUGGACAAGCAAUAUAUUUAAGCUAAUAUUAUGUUGCGUUAGAGGUGAAAGCGAAAAUAAUAGCACUUAUGUACAUGUUAUAAGCCCUUUUCAGGCUUUUGUGCCUUAAACUCUUUGAGAAAUAGGAACAGAUAAACUACCUGUAAUAAAUAUCUAUCCAAGAAAUAGUUUGGUAACUGAAAUUGCUACUGCAAAGCAUUUAGUUGCCUCCCUGCCCAUGUUGAUGCAGAGAUUUGCCACAAAAUUUAAAUACUUUCAUAAAGCCUACUUCUACUACA